This is a messenger RNA of Closterium sp. NIES-67, 3398 nucleotides long. NCBI's taxonomy places the organism in Eukaryota, Viridiplantae, Streptophyta, Zygnematophyceae, Desmidiales, Closteriaceae. The record is from the annotation of a GenBank genome assembly.
AGAUCCACGAGUCCCGUACCAGCAGCUCCCAGGUGUCGCGGGGCGUCCAAGCACGCGUUAUCGCGAAUCGCCAAUUCUUGCUUUUCGUUUCCGCUCGUCGCAGGUCGUGCUUUAAACUGUUAUUGGGAACUAUUUUCUGUUAUCCGGGACCGGAUAUAAGUCGCUAGCGAUGCGCGGUAGGAGCGACAGCAGCGAUUCGGACAGCGAGGAGCGCCGCGGGAGGAGGCGGGGACGCAAAGAGCGGAACGAUAGCCCCGAUUCUACCGAUGGGGAUUCCAACGGGAGUGACGAGGACGCGCGGAAGGUAGGCCGCGGAAGGGGGAAAGCGCGGGACGCGCGGGGCGUGCGGGGAGACGGGCGGAAGGAUGAGCGGAAGGGCCGCGGAGAGGCGGAGAGUCCGCCGGAGGACGACGGGGAAAGGCGGGGAGGGGGGAGUGGAGUUGGGGUAGCGGGAAUUGCGCGCGGCAGGGGGAGGCACGAUUCCGACGAUGAGAGCGAGGAGGAGAGGGGCGGUAGCCGUGACGAUAAGGGGGGCGGAAGGGACGGCCAGAAGGGGUUAGAGGGGGAGAAGCCCAAGGAGGGUGAGCCGGGGGAAACGAAGAAGAGCUCAGGCGGGCCAAGGGGAGAGAGAGAGCGUGAGGUCGAGGAGGAGGAGGAGGAGGGUGGUGAGCGGUGGGAGAUAGGGGGGGAGAGGGAGGGGGCGCGGGUUAGGCGGAAAGAAAAGCGUGGGGAGGAUGGGAGGCGCGAGGGGCGCGAGGGGCGCGCGGGGAGUGAGGAACGGGAGGAGAGGGAGAAGGGUGAGAGGAGGAGGGAGAGUGAGAAAGGUAGGGGGGGGGGAGAUAAAGAGAGGGCGAGGGAGGAUCCGAGUGAGCGGGAGCGAGAUGGAGGGAGGCACGGGGAGAGAGAGAGGGGAAGGGGAAGGGAGGGCGAGGGGAGGAGGGAGAGAGAGGAGGAUAGCGGCAGGGACAGGCGAAGGGAGAGGGACAGGGACAGGGAGAGAGAGAGGGAGAGGGAGCGAGACAGCAGGAGGGGAAGGGGCAGGUCGGGGCGGCACAGGCGGGGAGAUUCUGAGUCGGAUGGGAGUGACAGCAGCAGUGAGCGGGAGAGGGAUCGGGGGAGGGGGCGGGGAAGGGGGGACAGGCACGGGAGGCGUGAGGACGGAAGGCGAGAGAGAGGGAGGGGCGAGUGGGAGGGAGAGGAGAGGCGAGGCGAGGGCAGGGAGGGGCGAGGGGGACCUUCGCGUGCAGCCCACGCUGCUGCUGAUGGUGCCACCGCCGCCACCACCACCGCUGCUGCCACUGCCAGCGGAGCAGCAGGCUCAGGGGCGAAAGCCCCCACAGCAGGUCCGGCAGCAGGUCCGGCAUCAGGUUCGGCAGCAGCAGGAGCAGCAGGAAAAGAAUUGGGGCGCACAGGGGGAGCAUACAUUCCGCCGUUCAAGCUGGCGCGCAUGCUGAAAGAAGUGAGCGACAGGAGCAGCGCGGAGUACCAGCGCCUCACGUGGGACGCGCUGCGCAAGUCCAUCAACGGGCUGGUCAACAAGGUCAACGCCAGCAACAUCAAGAACAUCAUCCCCGAGCUCUUCGCCGAGAACCUCGUGCGCGGCCGCGGGCUGUUCUGCCGCGCGUGCAUCAAGUCGCAGAUGGCGAGUCCGACCUUCACGCACGUGUUUGCGGCGCUGGUGGCCGUGGUGAACACCAAGUUCCCCGAGCUGGGGGAACUGCUGCUCAAGAGGAUCAUUCUCCAGUUCAGGAGGGCGUUCCGCAGGAAUGACAAGCCUGUGCUGCUGGCCGCCUGUCGCUUUCUAGCCCAUCUGGUGAACCAGCAGGUGGCGCACGAGAUAGUGGCGCUGGAGCUGCUCACGCUGUUGCUGGAGACUCCCACCGAUGACAGCGUCGAGGUGGCAGUGAGCUUCGUCAAGGAGUGUGGAGCCGUGCUGCAGGAUCUCUCUCCCCAGGGCCUGCACAGCAUAUUCGAGCGCUUCCGCGGCAUUCUGCACGAGGGCGAAAUCGAUAAGCGCGUGCAAUUCACCAUCGAGGGGCUCUUCGCCAUCCGCAAGGCCAAGUUCGAGGGCUUCCCAGCGGUGCUGCCGGAGCUCGACCUAGUGGAGGAGGAGGAUCAGAUCACCCACGAGCUGUCGCUGGAGGAGCCCUACGACGCUGAAACGGCACUGGACGUGUUUAAGGUGGACCCCGACUAUCUGGCCAACGAGCAGCGCUACAAGGAGAUCAAAGCCGAGAUCCUGGGAGACGAGGAGGAGUCAGAGGGGGAGAAGGGAGAGGGAGGGGGCGAUGAGGACGAUGAGGAGGAGGAGGAGGAGGAGAGCAGUGAGGAGGAGGACGAGGAGGAGCGUGCGGCGCAGCAGGAGAUCCAGGACCAGACGGAGACGAACCUGGUGAACCUGCGGCGCACCAUCUACCUCACCAUCAUGGCGUCCGUCAACUUCGAGGAGGCGGGGCACAAGCUGAUGAAAGUCAACCUCCAGCCGGGCCAGGAGAUGGAGUUGUGUGAGAUGCUGCUGGCGUGCUGCUCCCAGGAGCGCACCUACCUGCGCUACUACGGGCUGCUGGGUCAGCGAUUCUGCAUGCUCAAUCGUGCCUACCAAGAGUGCUUCGAGCAGUGCUUCGUGAAGCAGUACAGCAUGAUCCACCGCCUCGAGACCAACAAGCUGCGCAACGUGGCCAAGCUCUUUGCGCACUUUCUCGCCACGGACGCCAUGCCGUGGGCGCUGCUGUCGUACAUCAGACUUACAGAGGAGGACACAUCCUCAUCGUCUCGCAUCUUCAUCAAGAUCAUGUUCCAGGAGAUGUCGGAGCAGCUGGGGCUGCGCAAGAUGAAUGAGAGGCUCAGCGACCCGACCAUGGGAGCUGCAUUCGAUGGGAUAUUCCCGAAAGAUACACCCAAGAACACGCGCUUCGCUAUAAACUUCUUCACUUCUAUCGGUCUGGGAGGGCUGACGGACAACCUGAGGGAACACCUGAAGAACAUGCCAAAGCUGAUCAUGCAGCAGCAGAAGCCUGUCCAGGUGUCUGAGAGCGAGAGCGAGAGCGAGAGUGAGAGUGAUAGUGACAGUGAGAGUGAGAGCGGGAGUGAUAGUGGAUCGGACAGUGGGAGCGACAGCGAGAGCGAGAGCAGCGACAGCGAGAGCAGUGAGAGCGAGGACAGCCGAGACAGGAAAAGGAGGCGGAAGAAGUGAGCUUUGAGGUGCUUCUGGCUGGAGCCUAUGAAACGUGGUGUGUGGAUGAGUAGUAUGGUACUCUGGCCGGUUGAAACUUGAAAGGUGCUAGUCAUUUAAUUGCUGGCUUGAUAUAAUGAUGGCUUCUACUUUCACAUUAUCAAGCUUGUGUUGCUUGAAUUGUACUCUUCACAUGUAUUUGUUGAUAUUUUACGUUACGUAGUAC